Messenger RNA from Python bivittatus (Burmese python), 1549 nucleotides. NCBI's taxonomy places the organism in Eukaryota, Metazoa, Chordata, Lepidosauria, Squamata, Pythonidae. The record is from RefSeq and is a predicted model, not a curated record.
GCUCAUCAGCAGAGCAGAAAAGCUGACCAUUUGCUGGCACUGGGGAAGUACGAAGAAGCCAUUUCGUGUCAUCGAAAGGCAGCAGCAUGCCUUUUGGAAGCGAUGAAGUUGACUCAAUCAGAUCAGGCCCAGUUAUCCCUAGAAUUGCAAAGGGACAGUCACCUGAAACAGAUACUCCUUAUCCAAGAGCGAUGGAAAAGAGCAAGAAGGGAAGAAAGAUUAAAAAUACACCAUCUGGUGGACAAAGAGGGUGUGACCCACCUGCAGGCCUCUUCUAGGUCAUCAGCUGAGGAACCUGAUAACCAGCAUGUAGUAACUCCUGCCAGCCUGAAAUACAGCCCCUCCUUGGAGAAGGAGGUGAAGGGGUUCCGUGGCGUCUUGGACAGGGAUCCAGAUACGUUACUCUUUCUGCUUCAGAAAAGGAAGGAGCCCUUGGAAGUGUGCAUGAAGAGCAGACCUCCAAAGGAUGACAAGAUGAAAAUGGAAGAGCAGGCCACCAAAAUUGCAGUCUUAGAACGGCAUGUGGAGAUGCUGUUAGCUGAAAAUGAGAGAUUGAGGCGGGAGAACAAGCAGCUGAAGGCUGAGAGAGCCAGGCUGUUAAAGUCUCCCCUAGAAAAGGAGCUGGACGUAGAUGCCGACUUUGUGGAGAAGUCAGAGCUAUGGGGUCUGCAGCAGCUCUCGGAACCUGCUGCCGCCACUGCCGCCGCUGCUGCUACUACAGCCUCCCCCUGGCAGAAAUUGGCCACCAAUGCUGGGAAGGCCAAGGACAUUCCCAUCCCCAACCUCCCUCCAUUGGACAUUCCCUCCCCGGAGUUCCCUCUGGUAGAGCUCUCAGAGGAUCUCCUGAAGGGGCUGAUGAACAGCUAAGGGAAGACCACUGGGUGGAUUCCCCCCUGCCCCCGGACUUCAUCACGGUCAGAGAGGGAUGCUAGUGGGACAGCCAUAGCUGAAGGGCAGAAACCUUAGUGACUUGGUCACUGUGAAAAAAUGCAUGAUGUUGAAUUGGUGAAGCGAAGUUAUACUGUUUACCAUCGUUGGUAAAAGCUGAGUGCUCUUCCUUCUCUCUUCAAGCCAAAGGACUGAAGGGAGAUCUGAUCCACAGUCCUGCAGGGCUCCCUUGAGUAUUCUUUGGAUGCAACGGGUCUCUCUUGUGCCAGAAAAUAAUGUAAAUCCUGCAUGGCACAAGGUGACAAUUUUGACAGGGCGAGGCACUUUCUAUCACGCAUUGGAUUGCUGUUUCUUUUAAUUAUGCCCAAAAACGAGUCAACAGAUCCUUGCUUCUGUGUGCCACCCUUUGCACUCCUGGCUUAAAAUGUGAUGUCAGCCAAUCAGGAGUCAUGCUAAAUUUCCAGGUAUUUUUAAGGACCCAAAUUUAAUUCUGCUGAAAUAUUUUGAUUUGUUUACAUAAUCAGGGUGCUUCAUAAUUUGUUGCCUGUAUAAGAAACAAUUAGGCAUUGUUUUAAAACAAAUAUGUAAGGAAGAACAAUUGUUGGUGCAUGAUAGGAAGUGAUAGUUGACAGAGAAUAAAAUGUUCCGGGUCUGUCUUGAA